This is a messenger RNA of Penicillium cinerascens, 798 nucleotides long. Its product is annotated as putative extracellular SCP domain protein Pry1. The transcript is spliced from 2 exons. The coding region runs from base 1 to 798 and encodes 265 amino acids. Lineage: Eukaryota; Fungi; Ascomycota; Eurotiomycetes; Eurotiales; Aspergillaceae. The record is from RefSeq and is a predicted model, not a curated record. Gene Ontology annotation, cellular component: extracellular region.
AUGUCGAUCCCCUCCCACUAUGCGUUACUCCUUUGGCUUCUCGUGUUUGCCAUCAGCUUGAUUACCGGUGUCAAUACCGACAACGUUGUCUAUGUGACCCGCACCGUGGACGCAUCGACAAUUGUUCAAGCGACGCCCACCGCGCCCAGUGCGGCCUCGUACACCUCGUUUGACGGUUUCAAGGAAGCAGUCUUGCAGACCAGCAAUGAAUAUCGUCGCUCUCAUGAUGCAAACCCAUUGGUCUGGAAUGAAACUCUGGUGAAGUAUGCGCAGGACUGGGCGGAGGCUUGUAUAUGGAAACACUCGUAUUAUGUCCAGCACGGUCCCUAUGGGGAAAAUCUCGCCUUUGGUUACCCCAAUGCCACUGCAGCUGUCGAUGCGUGGGGCGAUGAAGGGAGACUUUAUAAUUUCCAAAAGCCGACGGGCUUCACAGAGCAAACCGGUCACUUCACACAGCUGGUGUGGAAAUCGACGACCGAAGUGGGAUGCGCUGCGAUCAACUGUGGAUAUACACACGAUAAGACGCGGAGAGAUGUUGACGAUGAGAGCUACUUGAGCCCCAGAGCGGACGGCACCACGCGGGUGCAGGGCUGGUACGUGGUAUGCGAGUACACCCCGGCUGGGAACGUGGUUGGCGAACACGACAUGUACUUCAAGAAGAAUGUCGUGCCGAAAAAAUCGAGUCCAUCUGCCAGUCAACCCAACGGAGGCGCAACGAUGAACGGUGAAAGUGACUUCUCGCUGCGCAUGAUGUUGCUGGCUCUGGGAAGCGUGGCCGUUGGGAUGUUGUAUACAUGA